This is a messenger RNA of Klebsormidium nitens, 6579 nucleotides long. Lineage: Eukaryota; Viridiplantae; Streptophyta; Klebsormidiophyceae; Klebsormidiales; Klebsormidiaceae. The record is from the annotation of a GenBank genome assembly.
AUGUACGCUUCCAGAGGGGCCGCCGGAAAGGCUACGUUUCGCGAGUUGAACGUCACCACCUUCAGAGUCAACGGUCUGCCCCUCGCCGACGUUGCCACCUCCGCGAGCGCCACCGAUCUCAAGUACGGGCUGCUCGACUCCAACCUCGUGCCCGAUCUAGCCGCGACCAAGAUCGUGUCCGGCGCCUUUGUCGUCGGAUCGUUCGCCACCCCGAUCGACGCCGGCAGCAACUCCCUCACCGUCGGCGCCAUCCAUUCCGCCGCGAUAGACACGGGCGACCACGACAUCGACGCCGGCGGCGGCACCGUAUCGGCCUCGUCGCUCGUCGCGUCGGGAGAGGUCUCCGCUUCGAACCUAGCCGCGAGAACGGGCGAGUUCUCCAGCGACCUCACCGUCCGGGGCAACCUCAACGUGAUCGGGAGCCUGGACUACAUCGACAGCACCUCGCUCUCCAUCGCGGACAAGAACGUGAUCCUGGCCAAGACGUCCGACCCGACCGACGCUCUCGCGGACGGCGCAGGACUCUUCGUGUGCGGGUCCGCCUUCCCCGACUCGAACGACGCCGUCUCGUUCACCUGGAACACCGGCAGCAACGGUGACUACUGGCUCACCAAAGGAGGGGCCCUGGCCCUCCGCUCGUCCAACGGCUCGAACGCCUCCAUCUCCGCCGGCCCCACCGGCGCCCUCCUCCUCUCCACGGACGACGGGGUCCACCCCAGCAGCGCCCUCAAAUUCGGUUCCUCCCUCCUGCCCGACAGCUCCAGCGUAGACGUAGGGAGCUCCAACGAUCGGUGGGGGAACUUCUACGGAAGCAACGCCCGCCUGUCCGGUACGAUCGUCUCCGGGAGCAUAUCGAUAGGGAGCAACUCCCUGUCCCUCACCGGGCCCGUCGCGUCCUCCUCAGCCCGAGCAUCCGCAAUGUACUCCACGACCGCGGACACCAUCUCCAUGCUCGUCGCCAGCAACCUGACCAACGGAGCCACGCUCAGCGCUCCCCUCGCGCUCGGCUCCAACGGGCUCUCCACGACCGGCGCCAUCUCGUCCUCCAGCAACCGGGCCGCCGCUAUAUACUCCGCAACAGUCGACUCGGGCACCCUGAGAGCCAACUCCAAUCUCACGCUCGGUGCAGGCUCCACGACCAGCAUCUCCGCGGACGUUCUGCCCGGCAGCAACGGCACAUACGACAUCGGAGCUUCCUCCAACGCCUGGAAGAACCUCUAUGCAAGCAACGCGACACUCUCCGGCUCUCUCUCCGCGAACGGCGCCACCCUGAGCGCACCGCUCGCCCUCGGGUGUAACGGUAUCUCCACCACGGGCACCAUCUCCUCCUCCAGCAAUAGGGCGACCGCGCUCUACUCGGGGACGGUAGAUUCUGGCACGCUCAAGGCCAACUCCACCCUCACGCUGGCGGUCGGUUCCACCACGAGCCUCUCCGCAGACGUCCUCCCGGGCAGCAACGGCGCGUACGACAUCGGGUCUUCCUCCAACGCCUGGAAGAACCUAUACGCAAGCAACGCGACCCUCUCCGGCUCCCUCUCCGCGAACGGCGCCACCCUGAGCGCACCCCUCGUCCUAGGUUCCAACGGUAUCUCCACAACGGGAACCAUCUCCUCCUCCGGCAACAGGGCCGCGGCACUCAACAUCAGCGCGGGAUCCGGGAGCAUCUCGGGGGGUGCUCUCAGCGGGACGUCCGCCACCCUUUCCGGCUCCCUCUCGGCCAAUGGCGCUACGUUGAGCGCUCCCGUCAACAUGGGAGCGAACGCCGUAUACACCACGGGCAAUCUCAGCAGCGGCAGCAACCGGGCUUCGACCGUGUACUCUGCGAACGUCGACACGGGAGCUCUGGCCGUCAAUAGCAACGCCUCGAUCGCGGGCUCCGUGACCUGCUACUCCAUCGACACGCAAAACAGCAACAUCAGCGCGGGAUCCGGGAGCAUAUCGGGGGGUGCCCUCAGCGGGACCUCCGCCAGCAUCUCGGGCCAGCUGACCUGCAAGGUCAUCGACACCCAAGGCUGCAACAUCAGCGCGGGGGGCAUAAACGGCGGGGCCUUCGUCGGCACCAGCAUGAGCGUGGGCACGGGCUCGGUGAGCGGGGGUUCGGGCAGCUUCAGCGGGGACGUGACGGUCUCCGGCAAGCUGCAGGUGGGAGGUGCCAUCGACUACGUCAACACGAGCGAGCUCCUGGUGGCGGACAAGCACGUCACGCUGGCGGCCACGUCGAACCCGACCGAUGCGACCGCAUCUGGAGCGGGGAUCUACGUACAGGGCUCGAACUACGCCACCUCGAACGCAGCGAUAUCCCUCACCUGGAACCAAGGCUGCAACGGCAACUACUGGUUGCCGAAGGGAGGCAACCUGGCACUUCCGGGCACCGCGGGCUCCAAGAUGGUCACUCUGAGCACCACCUCGAACGGGGCCCUCCAGUUGCUAUCCGACGACGGCAUAUCGGCGACCAGCACGGCUCUCGUGGGCGUGUCUCUCAUCGCCUCCGGGUCCAAUCUGGAUCUUGGGAGCACCUCCAAUGCCCGGAAUACGCUCUACGCAUCCAACAUCGGCACGAGCGCGAAACGGGUCGUCAACGCGGCCAUCGCGUCCGGCCUCGACGCAACCAAGAUCACCACGGGCACAUUCGGACCUUCUUUCGACACGAUUUCCAACGGAGUCAAGGAUCUCGCAACGUUCACGAGCACGACUGGGUCUGGUCAGAUCUCCUUCGAUGUCUCGGUGAUCAUCUCUCAGGCUAACACCGCUGUGACCAAGAGGUACGUACUAACCACCGGUUACAACGCGACGAGCAGUUCGUGGCAGCGGUGCGUUCCCGUUUCGGCGCAUGUGUUUGCCGGUUCCACCGACAACUACGAACUUCAGAUGCAGUCGUCGAUUUCGCCCACCGCCAUCAAAUUUCGCUUGGUCCACAGCGUCAACACCGUCGCAUCUACACCCACCAUCAAUAUCAAUGCCACUUACGCCCAGAACGACGUGCCCACUUUCGCGAGUCUGACCGGCAACGCGCAGUACACCGACGCCAGUUGGGCGACGUAUGGGUUCGUAAGUUCUGCGGUCCUCACGCAGGUGGGUGGCCAGGUCGGGGUCGGAACACUAGCCCCCUCCGCUAAGUUCCACGUAGCUGGAGGCUCUGCGCAGUUCGACAGCAAUGUCACCGUGACGAGUGCGCUGAACACCAGCAAUCUCACGGCCACGGGGACCGUGUCCUUGCCCGCGAGCUCCGUGACGAACGUCAACAUCUCGGGCCUCGACGCGUCCAAGAUCACCACGGGUACGUUCGGAGUGGGCGCCUUCGGGGGGUGCAAUAUCACGACCACGGGCACUCUCGGGGCGGGGGCAUCCACUCUGGGAACACUCGUGUGCGGUUCUAUCGGGACGCAGGGCAACUCUAUAUCCGCAGGAACCAUCUCGUGCACGGGCAUCAAUCCCGGAACGACGGCGUCGUACGACAUCGGAGCGAGCGGGACCGCAUGGCGGAACGCCUACCUGUCCGGAUCCGUGUCUGCGGUGGGCGGAUUGAGCACGUCGAACGGGCUGACGGUCGCCGGUGAGUCGAUCAGGUCGUACACCACGAGCUUCGACGGGACCACGUCAAACGCGUGCCGAGACAUCGCCCAAUACGCCGGAACGGUGGGGUCCGCGACGUUCGACGUCGCUGUGGUGCAAUCCGCGAAUUUCCAGACGAACACGACGGAGUAUUCGUUUGCGGCCGGCUACAACAUCACGAGCGGGUCGUGGCAGCGCUGCAUGCCGCGGAGUGCAUACAACGGAAACGUGGACGCGUGCGAGCUUCAGAUAUGGUCUUCGAACGCCACCACCAAGUUCAGGCUAGUGCAUUCCGUCGUGAACCAGGCGGCGACCCCCACCGUCACCAUCCACGCCUUCUACAAUCAAAGCGACGUGCCGACGAUCACGAGCCUAACGGCGAACGCGCAGUAUACCGACGCCAACUGGGCGACCUACGCGUACGCAUCGUCCACGGUCCUGACGCAGACGGGUGGAAAGGUCGGCGUGGGCACGGUCGCCCCCUCGGCCAAGUUUCACGUCGCCAACGGCUCCGCCCAGUUCGACAGCAACGUCAGCAUCGGCGGGCAAAUCAGCGCGUCUGCUGGACAAACCCACACGUUGCCGGGCAUACUCGUGGUCAACGACCAGACCGACUCCGGGGCGACGAGAGGAGUGCGGUGGUGGGACGCCACCAAUGCUGAAUGGGCUACGUACAUGACCACAUCAGCAACAAGCAAGAGCACCGCAUCGGGGUCGACUUGCCAAGCACUCGAUGGACGAACGUCGCACCAUGUUAGGAACCGCGUUGGGACUGGCUCAGGAUGGGGGUUCAUAUGGGAGAACAGCUCGGAACAAUGCCUGAUGUCGCUAACUGCAGACACGGGCAAUCUCUUCCUCAAAGGGACGAUCGGUUCCAGCUCCGUGCGUGUUGGCACGGCGUAUCUCAACAACGCAAAUUGCGCCACAUCGAGCGCCACUGGGGCAGACGCCCUGACUCUGACAAACAUGAGUACGAAUUUGAACACGACGAAAUUCGUUGGAGCGAAGUUUCAGGGUACGGACGGGGUUGGCACCUUGAAAGACUCGGCAUACAUCCGAUCUAUGCCGGUCGAUCAAAACUACGUCGGAGCAGAUUUGGCAUUCUCGACGAGAAUAACGGACGUGCUAAACGAGCGCAUGCGCAUCUGCGGAUCUGGGAACGUCGGCAUCGGCACUUCGGCACCGUCUUCCCGGUUCCACGUCUCCAACGGCUCCGCCAAGUUCGACAGCAACGUCACGGUCACCAGCGCGCUCAGCACCAGCAACUUCACCGCCACCGGUACGGUGUCCCUGCCUACGAGCUGCGUCACGAACGCCAACAUCUCGGGCCUCGACGCGUCCAAGAUCACGACGGGCACGUUCGGAGUGGGCGAUUUCGGGGGAUGCAAUAUCUCGACGACCGGGACCCUCGGGGCGGGCUAUUCGACGUUGGGCUCCCUAUCGUGUGGUGACCUGACCCUCUCGGGCGCGACUCUGAUCGACGCCUCGCUCUCGGCGUACAAUUCCGGGCACGACAUCGGCAAAGCCCAAGACAUGACCGGCAUGGUCUCCGCAGAUCUCUCAGACAUGACCUGGAACGACAUACAUAUCACGGGCAACGUCAAUAUCUACGCCUCCGACCCCGGGUAUUUCGUAUCCCUCGACUACCUCAACAACGACACCUACGGCUUCGGGCAAUGGAGCGGAGGGACCGCCAGAGCGGUGAUCUCGGGUUCUAACGCCAACGCGACUUUCAACAUCUCCAAGCCCACGGGCGCAUCGACCUUCAAUGACAUGGUCACGGUGACCAGCAGCGGCAACUUGGGGGUGGGGGUGUCUCCCUCCACGGGCUACAAACUCGACGUAGCAGGCAGGAUGCACGCGACCGGCGGGGCUCAAUUCGACAGCAACGUGACCGUCUCCGGGACAUUAUCCGCCACGACGUACUCGGGUCUACAGAGGAAGGUGUGGAACGCUCAGACGCUCGGCUUCGCAAACACGACGGCCACCGUCAAGUACCACAAGAUAGCGACGUUCGGGGGCACGAACGCCGGCAACACCGCGGGUUCCGUGUACAUAACGGGAACCAUGGGCGGAUACAUAAACAACCAGACGACGAAAGUCGAUAUCGACAUAGCCAACAGAGGCGGUAUCACGGUCACCGGAUCGGCGUUCGGAUACCCGAGUACGACAUCGACCAUCACCGACCUCGUCCUUUACUGGGAAGGAGGUAGUCUCAGUACGUCUCCGUGGUCUCUCUACAUAGUCAGCAAGGGCCAAUACCAGCUUUGGGACCUGAGUGUUUCUGCGUGUCAAUUAGGAGUGACUGUCUACGAACCGAGUACCACGUACGUGACCGACCCAAGCAACGGCGGCGCUUACACAAUGGUAUGCUCCUCUGUAAUAAGUCGCUUGAAUCAAGUCACAGAGCUGUCGUCGGGGACCGCGGUCACAUCGUACAACAACUAUUCGUAUACGUACGGUGGUGCCAGUUGGUCGAGUGCGGGGAGCGCGAACAGCGGCACCAUUCAAUGCGGCACAUUGUCGUCGUCCGGUCUCAACGUCACUUCGUCUUCGACCGCGACCAUCAGUACCAUGACGUCGAUCUUAGCCCCAUCGUUGGCGACCGGGAAUUACAUGCUCAACGUAUUCGGAACCGGUCAAGCCAACAAUAACUGCGGAUUCCUCGCAUUCAACAACGUCGGAGGCUCUAACUCAUCUUCGAAUUAUGCGGGUUUCGGAACGUGGGGAAACCUCCUCGGCCCGGGGACAUUCAACGCAUGCGCGAGAGGGAAGUUCGGCGUUUGCACGGCUACGCCAGCGGCCACACUGGACGUCUCCGGGACCGGCAAGUACUCCGGGGCGCUGACCUGCGGCAGCACAAUCACGGCCAGCUCCAACCUGACGACCGCCGGAACGUUCAGCAUCGGCUCCGUGGCGGGCACACCGACCGCUACGGGUGCACCCUAUAUGGUGUCCACGGCGUUCGACGCCGUAGGAACGUCUCACAGCAUAGGACUUCCACCAGCGGCCAGGGAUGCGCGGUAA